Messenger RNA from Parastagonospora nodorum SN15, 882 nucleotides. RefSeq lists its product as hypothetical. The record is from RefSeq and is a predicted model, not a curated record. The transcript has a single exon. The coding region runs from base 1 to 882 and encodes 293 amino acids. NCBI's taxonomy places the organism in Eukaryota, Fungi, Ascomycota, Dothideomycetes, Pleosporales, Phaeosphaeriaceae.
AUGACUUCGAAUGCCUCGAAAACAGAGCGCAACAACUCUAUUGUCGCCUUGGUAUUCAGGAUAGCAGCAGCAUUUGCUAUCAGUUCUGCGAUAGCCAUUGCGACAAUAUCAAAAAGAUUUGUGACAUCCAAAACCCAGAAAAGCGAGUGCGAAACCAGACUACCGACCGUAUCGCACUCUCUGGGCACGCCUACCGUCCAAGAAAGCGAAUGCAGAGCGAGACCGUCGACCGCACCGCACUUUCUGGACCUGCCUCCCGAGCUGCGCGUAGCCAUCUACGCUUCCUUUAUUCCGCCUACAGGAUGUCCAUGCGCAGGCAAAUACUUCCGCCGAGUCUGUCGUCAAGUCCAGGUCGAAUUUGACAAUGAGAUCGCAAGGCAGAUGACGAUCCGUCUCAGCAAGUCCGUCGCUUCAGCACCGUUUCGCGUUCAGUGGCAAGUGCACACAUGCGACUCACCUCUGUACCUGAGUCUCCCGAUCUCUAUCCUCGGCGCCAACGAGUAUUACGACAUGUACCGGGAGAAGUGGCCGGGUUCCUCCAAUUCUCACACCUACCGCUUGUUGUCCGCGCUCCCCACGUACGUCAAGACCGCGCGUAUAUCGUUCGAAAACGGCACGAAUGUGUCAGAAUGGUACGCCACGUACCAGAUACAGAAAGUUAAGAGCGCGAUCUCAAGCUUCAUGCUCGACAGUAAGGAAGAGACCAAGUGCGAUCUAAAGUGUGUCGAGAUGUAUUGGGGUGCUUUGGUGCCGUCGAAGGCGGGGAGGAGUGUGUUGGCUACUGUAGACAAGAGGCUGAAGCUGGACGACGAUUGGAGGUCACCUGAUGGUGAAAGGGGGUACGGAUUAGGCUGCUCAUGGACAAGGAAGACACUCUGCUGA